AAUUAACAAUUUCCAGGUUACUUCCAGCUAAUGCUUUAAACUUUAUAAAGGUUACCUAAGCUCGUAACAAAUAGAUAACAAUCAUAACCCACCUAAGCAAAAAGCUUAACAAACGCAAUUUCUCCACACUACUCUACUCCUGCAAAGCAAUUUAAAGAAUUACUCCGUGACCUUUGAAAAGUAAGUCUUUUAUGUUACAUAUAUCUUGUUCAUCUUCAUCAUAUUUUUCUUUAUCAAAGUAUUAUAGACAGUGUUUUGAAACUUGAUAACUCCUCCCUUCCGGAUCUUGGUCGUGGGUCUGCAGGAGGGGUACCGUGGUGUCUCUGGAGCAGUUGGUGUGGCUCUGGGACGCGGAUGGCCGGCGGCGUGGUUCCGCGGUGUCUCUGGAGCAGUUGGUGUGGCUCUGGGCCGUGGAUGGCCGGUGGCGUGGUACCGUGGUGUCUCUGGAGCAGUUGGUGUGGCUCUGGGAUGCGGAUUGCCGGCGGCAUGGUUCCGUGGUGUCUCUGAAGCAGUUGGUGUGGCUCUGGGACGCGGGUGGCCGACGGCGGUUCGUGGUGGUCCUGCGACAUAUGCGGGCUGGGGGGCGGUGGCUGAGAUCUCGAUCUCAGGGCUGUGUUGAGUCCGGCGUGGGCUCAGCUCGUUUCUGGAUCUGGUUUCGGGAGCUGAUCUGGUUGAUGAAUGGUCUGCGUGUCGUGGUGGUGCGGCGGUGCAGGGUUGAUGCGCGGCGGCGGGGUGCUCCUCGGGGACGACGGUCUGGUGCCGGCAGAUGGCACUCGAUGCUUGCUUGGUGGGCUUCUGCGUUGGGCCCUUGGGAGAGAUGGUGGAUGGGUCGGGCUUCCGCUUUUGGGCUUUGCUGCUGUUUUUUAAUUUCUGUUUGUUUUGUUUCCAGUUGUUGCUUUGUUUAUUUUGUUGUUUGCAGUUUGUGGGUUGUUUUGCGCUUUUUGCGCGUAAUAAGUCCCUAUACUCGUUGUGUAGGGAUAGUUGGGCUUUUUGCCCGUGGGUGCACUCUUUGUGCCUUGUCUGCUCUAGGUAGGCGGCGAUUUACUUGCGUUGUCAAAUGGUUGCUGCCUCCUAGUGGCAGGGUGAGACUUCAUGCCACUGGAUGUAGAUUCCAGUGGCAACAUGAUAGGAAAGCUGGGAGAAGUGACAUUAUGCUUUGCUGUAUUAGAGUUACAGAUCAAGUAAUCUUUCCGUCGUGUCACUGCUUGGAAGCAAAUAGAACCGUCUGGAGCGUGUUCUUUGCUAGUUGGUGUGGAUUGGAAUACAAGUGUUUAGUAGAGUCGUCUAUUGACUUCUUUUCUGGAUGUACUCUUGAUGCAGAUUGUAAUAUGAGGUUUAGGCUCUUUGUCCCCCCCCUUGUAUUCGUCGGUUUCAUUUAUGAAAGCCUGAGGGCAGCCACACCGGCCCUUGUUUCAAAAAAAAAAAAAAAACUUGAUAACUCCAACACCGCUUUAUUGGUUUCCUUUCCGGCCAUCUCCACCGAUCUUUUCUUUUCUUCUUACAAUGCUUUGGCACAAGAAUAGUGAUUAAAGAUUUUGUAUCCUCGUAGCAAACUUGUCACUUUAUUUGUGUGUUUCAUCGAUCAUCUAUCGCUGCCAAUUAAAGCUUGUCAUGGAGUCAAUUGACGACAGACUAGAGCGUGCUUCUCAGGAUACCAGAGUGGAGAAAGUUCUUUGACAACUCACUAUUUCUUCAACAUGUCUUUAUUAUUAAUAGAAAAAUUAAUGGAAACCUAAAUACAUUAGGGAGAUAGACAAACAUUUGAGAGGCUCUACUGAAGAGUUUUAAAUAAGGAUUCAAUGAGGAU
Rosa rugosa (rugosa rose) is the source of this 1807-nucleotide messenger RNA. RefSeq lists its product as uncharacterized. The transcript has 2 exons. The coding region runs from base 570 to 1523 and encodes 317 amino acids. The record is from RefSeq and is a predicted model, not a curated record. Lineage: Eukaryota; Viridiplantae; Streptophyta; Magnoliopsida; Rosales; Rosaceae.